AUGCCCUAUCAUGAUCUCAAUGUCCCGUUCGUGGACGACAGCGUCGAGUUGUCACGAACAAUAGCAUUUCUAGCAGAGCUGGACUACGACGUCGUCGCCAUCAACCACACAAUAUCGGGCCCAAUUCCCUUAACAAUUCGCGGCUGCUGCUUCGAGAUUGCGUACGCCGCCGCUACCCAACCCCCUUCCGCCUCCGACGCGCAGAAUACCUCCGCCAGCGACGCCCAUCGCAAUCUCAUCUCCAAUGCCACCGCGUUGCUGCGCGCCCUGCGCUACCGUGGCAUCGUCAUCAGCUCCGGGGCGCGCACCGCCCUGGCCGCGCGCGCACCAGCCGACGUGAUUAAUCUGGCCGCGAGUGUAUGGGGACUCGGCGCCGAGCGGGCCUAUGAAGCGCUGGUGCGGGAGGCAGGGGAGUAUCUGCGGCGGGAGGAGGCGAGGCGGGGGGUGUAUCGAGGGACAAUUGGGGUGGUGGACGGGGGGGAGCGGCCGGUGGUGGUGGAGGAGGAGGAGAGUAGGGAGGGGAAGAAGGGGAAGGGGAAGGGGAGGGGGGGGAAGAAUGAGAAUGGGAAGAGGGAGGUGGAGGCGUUGGGGGAGGGGGGGGAGGCGUUGUCGAAGCGGGAGUUGAAGAGGCGGAGGAAGGUGGAGAUGCAGGUGAAGGCGCAGGCGGACAAGGCGGGGAAGGAAGGGGAGAGUCAGGAAAAGACAUCGAAGAACGGGAAGGAUGGCCUAGAGGAGGCGGCGAGGAAGCCAGAGGAGAUUCAGGGGAAAGCAUCGAAAGACACCGUGAAAAAGUAGAAGAAGCCGGCUGGAAAACCUCAGGACGCCACGGCGAGCGCUUCAUCAAACAUAGAUGCAGUCAUGCAAAACGGUGGCGAUUGAGCUUUGGCUCUCCUGCCUCUAAUGUAAAUCAAAUCAUAGACGUUCAAAAACGAUAGCUCGUGUUCC
Molecule: messenger RNA, 945 nt
Organism: Eremomyces bilateralis CBS 781.70
Lineage: Eukaryota; Fungi; Ascomycota; Dothideomycetes; Eremomycetales; Eremomycetaceae
Exons: 3
Coding region: 1-795 (264 amino acids)
Biological process (GO): tRNA processing
Cellular component (GO): nucleolar ribonuclease P complex
Molecular function (GO): RNA binding
Source: RefSeq, a predicted model, not a curated record